Centropristis striata (black sea bass) is the source of this 2710-nucleotide messenger RNA. RefSeq lists its product as uncharacterized. The record is from RefSeq and is a predicted model, not a curated record. Bases 233 to 1432 code for a protein of 399 amino acids. NCBI's taxonomy places the organism in Eukaryota, Metazoa, Chordata, Actinopteri, Perciformes, Serranidae. Gene Ontology annotation, molecular function: protein binding. The transcript has 10 exons.
GCGCGGAGCCACACCACAAACACCAUAAACCUGCUCUUCUUCUCUCUGUACUUUCCAUUUCCCAUGGGAUUGUUUAUUCUUUCGGUUCUUACCCUACCUUUUUGUUAGUUACCUGUAUUAGGCAGUAACAUUAAUUGUCCCAAGGAUUAUUUUUUUUCUCGGAAUACAAGAGGACGGAGGGAGUUGACGCGCUUCCAGGAGGAAUAAACGCUCCGACACUUGAGGACGCAACAUGACAUUAACUCGGGACUUUAUCGCCUUUUUGUCAUUCACCGCCAUGGUAGCGGUAUAUCACUGUAAAGCAGAUCGUCCUUCUCCACCGACAGGGCUGUCAUACCGCUGGCUCGACUCGUUCACUGUGAAUAUAUCCUGGCAGAAGCCCAGCCGUGUGCUGGAUGGUGAAGUCGAGUACAAAAUCAGCCUGAUGAAGAACGGAACAGAAAGUUCUAAUUGGAAGACAAAGUCGAGAUAUUUUAGAGUCAACUGUCUCACAGAAGACAUCGGUUCUGAUCACUGCACGAUUCACAUUUCGAGUGUUAUCGGUGGAGGUGACAGUGAGAAAGAGAGCGUGCCCGUGCCCAUCAACAUUCACACCCUUAAGCCCAGAGUUGAAGUGAAGGACAUCAGAUGUCUGGUGUCUUUCUCCCUCAAGGGAAUAAACUGCUCCUGGAUCCGAGGAAAUCAGCCAGUGAAGCUCUUUUACAGGGGUUGUGGGCUUACUGAGGGACAAAUCAAGCCUUUACAGUGUAACGAGACGUACAGCACUGCGACAAGGGACGGUUGUUACCUUCAAGAUGAGUUUUUCCUCAACAUCUGCUUGCUUAUGGACACCAAAGAUGGAAUGAGGACCUUUAUGCCUGCACUUGAGAUACUUCCACCAGAGCUCCGCGUCAAAGAAGAAGGAGAUAACCUCCAACUGAGCUGGACACCUCCAGAGACAGGUCUCAGGAGUUGCUGGGAAUACACGGUCUGCUACAAGCAAUGCAAAGAGUUUAAACAAUGCCUGAAGUUCAGUGGAAAUGAAAAUGGAGAUGAGCAGAUGAAGGUGGCCUAUGAUAAACGCUGCCGUUACGACUUCCAAUCCAAAGUCACAAAUACUGAUCAUUGCCCAAAAAUAUUCAGCAGCUUCGGGGACAUUGUAACUUACGGAACUGAUGAGCCUCCUGAUGAAACGCUGACUGUGGUUGCCAUCGUCGUCCCCGUCCUCCUGUCUCUCUGCAUCAUUCUGUCGUGCUACUGCUUCAGGAAGCACAGCUCCAUUUUAUGCCCCAUCAUACCUGAUCCUUCAGCAAUAUUCAAGGAAAUGAUGAUGAACGGAAACAAAGAACUGAAGCCCACAACAGGGACUCUGUACAAGCCGAUGCCAGAACCCAUUGAACCCUGCAAAAUUACACUUGUGACCGAAAACAGCAGCCUCCAGGAAAACUCCUGAAACGUAUAAGUAGACAGCAAUGCAGCUGGACAAACAUGGGGAAUAUUAACUUUGACUGAACACCAGGCUAAAACACUUUGUUCCACUGACCUCUGCUGCACCUGUACUGGACUGACCUGAUUCUAUGUCACUGCAGCCAGGGAAUAACUUUCACCACUAGAGGUCAGGAAAAUACAACAUUUUCAGCUGCUAUUCAGUUCCUCUGUAAGGUAGUGCACAUGAACACUGCUGGGCUCUACAGGAUAAGGAAAUACACUGAAUCCUUGGAGCGACCUUAAAAAAAGCGGAAAACCCCUCGACAAGACUUUGCUUUUGGACCCAGAAAGUUGUUCAUGGCUGCACUGAGCUGAUAUCCUCCUGCUGAUCACUGGGACUGAGACGAGGAUGAAAGGGGCCGUGUGUUUGCUUGGAUACAGUGGAGGAGCCAACAGAAGCUGGAUUUUUCCGGGAACUGCCUGACUGCUCGGAGGAGCUGUCCCUGGAUAUCUGCUGUGCGAAUCUAAGAGACUCAAAAAGGAGGAGAGGGCAAAUAAAGGAGGCUUAUGUCUUGGCAGCAUGAGUCGUACAUGUGGGAACGACAAGCCAAAGCUACUAUGAUUGUUGUCACGCAGCUAGACAAUGGGCAGGAAACAAUAACCUUCCUACCUCCUUAAAGUGGAAAGGACAAACUCAGUCAUCCCUCAACAGUUGAACUGACUCAUGAAAAUGUCACUUGACAUUACACGUUUUACGUAAGAGAACAAUUCUAGAGAAACAUGCACACAUGACCGCACAUAAACUUGAUUACAACUUCAAUGUAGUCCUGCUGGCUUAGUGUAUUCCUGCCUGCUAACCUGCACACCACACCUAAUUCCACCAUUAGUCAUUCGCUCUUUCUUCUUUAAACCGAGGGAAGCUCUUGUUGCCUUGUUACAUUUACCAACACUUUUUGUUGGCUGUUUGUGGACCCUCUUGACAGUGCUUUAACAGAGAAUUAAAAAAAGUGAAAAUGUUUGUUUUGCUUGUGAUUGUUUGCCACUGGUUACCAUAGCAGUGGUUCAUAUCAGCACUAUUUGUACUUCAGUAGUAAAUACUUGCAGAAAUUGUUGAGGGAUUACAUGACUUUGAGUUAGGUCAUUUUGAACAUUUCUACUAAAGUACAACCCUGAUUCCACAGAAGUUGGGACUCAAGGUGCAUAUUUAUCAGAAACAGAUAUUUAACAGUUUUGAAAAAAGAUGCAAAGGGACUCACACAGACUAUGGAAAGGGGUAAAAUAAAAAUAAAGAAACUAAACGUCU